Molecule: messenger RNA, 2715 nt
Organism: Trematomus bernacchii (emerald rockcod)
Lineage: Eukaryota; Metazoa; Chordata; Actinopteri; Perciformes; Nototheniidae
Gene: snrnp48
Product: small nuclear ribonucleoprotein 48 (U11/U12)
Exons: 9
Coding region: 106-1089 (327 amino acids)
Cellular component (GO): nucleoplasm; U12-type spliceosomal complex; cytosol
Source: RefSeq, a predicted model, not a curated record
CUCGUCAUAUAGUCACGCAGAACAUGGCUGCCGCGAGUGAGGCAAAAACAAAACAUCGAUGAUUUUGGGGCUAAUUCUCAUCUAAUUUGGACUAAAAACCUCAACAUGUCGGAGUCUUUAGAAACUACAACUAUGGAGGAGCGACAGGAGCGACUGCGGGAGCUGACGGAGUUCACAGAGAACUGUAAAGAGAAACUGAAGCAUAUAUUAGAGAGGCUGGGAUGGUCGCUGGACUACAAACAGGAGCUAAUGGAGCAGUGCCCGUACGACUCCCACCACAGAGUCCCAGCGAGGAGCCUGGAGAAACACAAAGCCUCCUGCAGCCUCCGGAAGAUGGGCUACUCCGCCGAGGAAGAGGCGGAGAUGUUGGACCCUUCUGUGUGUUAUGAGAACUCUACGGUCAGAAGCUUCAUGAUGGACAAAUCGUCCCAGCAGCAGGUGAUCCUGCAGGCCAGGUCUGCUGCUCCGCUCAUGAGGAUGGAAGGAGUCUUCUGGCAAGGUCAGUACUCCGGGCAGCCUGUGGACGUUCCUCAGAAUCACAAGCGUGCGGUGUGCGACCUCACGGUGGCCGACAGACUGGCUCUGUACGAUCACGUGGUCCUCAGCCAGCGGAAGGAAGAAGCCUCGAACAACGAGGACCUCUACGUAGACCUGGUGUCCAAACUCCAGAAGGAUGACGAUCAGAAUGAACCAAAGACUCACCUGGAGCUGAUGGCAGAGAUGAGAGACUACAAGAGGCGGCGUCAGUCUUACCGAGCCAAGAACGUCCACAUCACCAAGAAGUCCUACACCGAGGUGAUCAGAGAGGUGAUCAGCGUCCACUCACAGGAGCUCACCAGACAGUGGAGAGAAGAGGAAGGCGAGUCGGCCAGAUCUGAACCCGCCUCCCACAGGCGGCGGCCGGAUGAAAAACGUUCGGCUUCAUCGGAGUCUCGGCUCAGCAGACGCCAUCGCAGCCGAGAGCGAAGCCACGACAGAGAGAGCAAGAAGAAGAGGAAGAAGAGGGAGAGGGAUUCCCGCUCCCCCGACGGCCACCACCACGACCGAAAGAAGAAGAAAAAGAAGAAGAAAGACGAGAAGGAGAAGUGAUAGUGCAGGGUCAGGGGUCAAAGGCCAACGUAGCGUACAGGUCAAACAGUGUUGCGUUUAAAGUGGCCCUAUUCUGCAUUUCCAGGUUCAUAUCAGUAUGUAGUGUCUCUCCUGGGACAUGUCUCCAAGCUUUAAUGUUCAAAAAGCUCUUUAUUUUAUCUCUUCUAAUUCACCCUCUGUCUGAAACCAGAGCCCAGUCUGCUCUGAUUGGUUAGCUGGCCGGCUCUGUACUUCAGAAGUAAACAAAAGAGACCAAUUGAGUGUUGCAGAAACAAGUCCUAACACCCUAAAUUCACUUUUUACUACUUCCUGUUCUCUCGUCUCGAAUCGUUGUUUCUUUGAACGUGUUUUUGUUCAGAUGCCUGAAAAUAAGGUCUGUGGGUAACACACCGGAAGAGGUUUCCACACGUUGUUCUACGACAUUAAAUACCCCACUCAUGGAAGUCAGCAGCUUCUAUGUGUCAUCAAAUAACAGUGGUUCCUACCAAGGGACUACAAGUCACUAGAAAACUUAAUUUUGUCGACAUGAGUCCGCCUUUAGUUUGUUUAUAGCCUGACGUUAGCUUUUUACUUCUGGCCGUUGCAUCUACGCUUCUGAAAGCACAAAGUACCGCUCGUGUGAGGACGUUAUCCUGCUGAGUAUAUACGCUGUGAAGUAUCAUGAAUGUGUGUUAACCGCAGAGCUUAUGUUCUGCUAUACUCUGAAAUCCAAUGUGGAAAUCCCAUUUGAUUUUGGUCGAGGAACCCCUUUGUGAUGCUAACUUUAGGGUCAGCAUACAAAAACAAGUCAUCGGGGGUGGGGGGGACGACACACAGAGAUUUACAUGUAGACAAAUGUAUAUACCACACUACAGGGAAGAGAAAAAAAUUGAGAAAAUGCGGCCCCUUUAACUUUUGAAAUUCAACAAGAGGAUUUUGGAAGGAAAUUCAUGGGAAUAAAGUUUUCGGGACAUCAACGUUUGAGCUUUUUAUUCACUAACAAACAGGAUCCAUCUUGUUUUAACACUAUACUAAUGCUCCUCAAUUCCAGAGUUAUUACAUGAACACCAACAGGCCCCGCCCUCCUCUCUUUUGAUUGGAUAAGAGUGGCUUCCACUGCAGACGAGAGGAAUUUAGGACUUGGGUGUCAUAGCUGACACACGUCCAACCCGGGGUCAGAGGUCACGCUUCCUUUGUGCUUUUAUUGUGCUUCGAGCGUUAACUCAAGGUUUCACUGAGGAGAGUCUUUGAAUCAGAAAUGUGGGUUUCAGACGUUUUGAAUAUUAUACUUAUGUGAAUGUUUUAAUAAUACAUGUUUGAUUCCUUUAUGGUAUGCUGAAGUUCCUCACUAUUCUUUUCUGUACACAGUUUGUAAACGUAUGUAAAUGUGAGUUUUGUUUUUCAGUUUUCACAUGCAGUCCUCUCAGUUCAAAUUAAGUCGGUACAUUUUUAUAAUUGAUUUUUUGGGAGAAAUAACCUCAGAAAACAAAAACAAAGACUCCAAAACUCAAAGAUAUUUUGUUAACAGGUUUGUUAUGAACAGUAAAAACUUCAAAUGCUCUCAUUUUAGGAGUUUGAACCAUCAAAUGUUUUUCAUUUAAGCUUCAAAAAUCACUUUUAAGUUAUUAAAAAAAGCUCCUAUUUAAA